Molecule: messenger RNA, 5034 nt
Organism: Callorhinchus milii (elephant shark)
Lineage: Eukaryota; Metazoa; Chordata; Chondrichthyes; Chimaeriformes; Callorhinchidae
Product: UDP-N-acetylglucosamine--peptide N-acetylglucosaminyltransferase 110 kDa subunit
Exons: 23
Coding region: 301-3456 (1051 amino acids)
Biological process (GO): protein O-linked glycosylation
Molecular function (GO): protein N-acetylglucosaminyltransferase activity; protein binding
Source: RefSeq, a predicted model, not a curated record
AUCUGAUGAAAAGAAGCGAUUUUGAAGCUAAGAUGGUUUCGGCCACUCUACUGGUGCGCGAAUACGGACUUUUUAUUGUGUAAGUAGUUCAGACUCUGUUGUCCUCACUUUGGCCGCCAUCGCCGGUGAGGAGGAGCGACUCCGACACCGGAGACACCGACACCGGAGACACUCGGCCCCCGAACUCUGAUACCGGCCCCGAGACAGUGACCGGGGCCGAGGCUUUAACAGAAACAUUCCGCCCCGAGAGCAGGAAACGCGCAGUUCGGCUCCGGCCCCGCGGAGACCCCGAGCGGCAACAUGGCGGCGUCUGUGGGUAAUGUGAGCGACAGCACAGGGUUAGCAGAGCUGGCACACCGUGAAUACCAGGCGGGAGACUUUGAGGCAGCUGAGAGGCACUGCAUGCAGCUUUGGAGACAGGAACCUGACAACACUGGUGUGCUGUUGCUUCUCUCCUCCAUCCAUUUCCAGUGUCGCCGACUGGACAGGUCUGCUCAUUUCAGCACUCUGGCUAUCAAGCAGAACCCAAUGCUGGCUGAGGCCUAUUCCAACCUAGGGAAUGUUUACAAAGAACGUGGUCAACUACAGGAAGCUAUUGAACAUUAUCGACAUGCCCUAAGGUUGAAACCGGAUUUCAUUGACGGAUACAUCAACUUGGCUGCAGCACUGGUCGCGGCAGGUGACAUGGAGGGAGCUGUGCAGGCUUAUGUGUCUGCUCUUCAGUAUAACCCUGAUUUGUAUUGUGUUCGCAGUGACCUGGGGAACCUUCUUAAAGCCCUGGGUCGCUUAGAAGAAGCCAAGGCUUGUUACCUGAAAGCGAUUGAAACUCAACCAAACUUUGCUGUGGCCUGGAGCAAUCUUGGCUGUGUGUUUAAUGCUCAGGGAGAGAUCUGGCUGGCUAUUCAUCACUUUGAAAAGGCUGUUACCUUGGAUCCCAAUUUCUUGGAUGCUUACAUUAACUUGGGAAAUGUUCUGAAGGAGGCUCGCAUUUUUGACAGGGCUGUGGCUGCAUACCUGCGGGCUCUGAGCCUGAGUCCCAAUCACGCUGUGGUUCACGGGAACCUUGCCUGUGUCUAUUACGAACAGGGGCUGAUUGAUCUCGCGAUCGAUACAUACAGGCGAGCCAUUGAACUACAGCCUCACUUUCCAGAUGCAUACUGCAAUCUGGCUAAUGCACUGAAGGAGAAAGGAAAUGUUGCUGAGGCAGAGGAAUGCUACAACACUGCAUUGCGUCUUUGCCCCACUCACGCAGACUCCCUGAACAACUUGGCCAAUAUCAAAAGAGAGCAGGGGAACAUUGAAGAGGCUGUCCGACUGUAUCGUAAAGCUUUGGAGGUCUUCCCUGAGUUUGCAGCUGCUCACUCAAACCUGGCCAGUGUGCUGCAGCAACAGGGCAAGCUACAGGAAGCAUUGAUGCACUACAAGGAGGCAAUCAGAAUCAGCCCAACCUUUGCUGAUGCCUACUCGAAUAUGGGUAAUACACUGAAGGAAAUGCAAGAUGUACAGGGUGCCUUGCAAUGUUACACACGAGCUAUCCAGAUUAACCCUGCAUUUGCUGAUGCUCACAGCAACCUGGCCUCCAUUCAUAAGGAUUCAGGAAACAUCCCAGAAGCUAUUGCUUCCUACAGGACUGCCCUAAAGCUGAAACCAGACUUUCCAGAUGCCUAUUGUAACUUGGCACACUGUUUGCAGAUUGUUUGUGACUGGACCGACUAUGAUGAGCGAAUGAAGAAACUGGUCAGUAUUGUGUCCGACCAACUAGAGAAAAACCGACUUCCCUCAGUGCAUCCACACCACAGCAUGUUGUACCCACUGUCUCAUGCCUUCCGCAAAGCCAUUGCUGAGCGCCAUGGCAACCUCUGCCUUGAUAAGAUUAAUGUUCUUCACAAGCCACCAUACGAACACCCAAAAGACCUGAAAAGUAGUAAUGGGCGUCUAAGAGUUGGUUACGUGAGCUCAGAUUUUGGUAACCAUCCGACUUCUCACCUAAUGCAGUCAAUCCCUGGGAUGCACAACUCUGAGAAAUUUGAGGUUUUCUGCUACGCCCUGAGCGCUGACGAUGGCACAAACUUUCGCGUAAAGGUGGUUGCUGAAGCGAAUCAUUUUGUGGACCUGUCCCAGAUCCCAUGCAAUGGCAAGGCAGCAGAUCGCAUUCACCAGGAUGGAAUCCACAUUCUUGUCAACAUGAAUGGAUAUACAAAGGGAGCGCGGAAUGAACUCUUUGCUCUGCGUCCAGCUCCUAUUCAGGCUAUGUGGCUUGGUUAUCCUGGAACAAGUGGGGCUCCAUUCAUGGAUUACAUUAUUACUGACAAGGAAACGUCGCCACUUGAUCUGGCAGAGCAGUAUUCUGAAAAACUGGCGUACAUGCCAAACACCUUCUUCAUUGGAGACCAUGCCAACAUGUUCCCACAUCUAAAGAAAAAAGCAGUGAUUGACUUCAAGUCAAAUGGACAUAUUUAUGACAACAGGAUUGUUCUGAAUGGCAUCGACCUGAAGGCGUUCCUGGACAGUUUGCCUGAUGUCAAAGUGGUGAAGCUGAAGUGCCCAGAUGGUGGAGACAACUCGGAUACAAACUCUACCCUGUCAAUGCCCGUGGUUCCCAUGAACACUGCAGCUGAAGCCAUUAUCAACAUGAUUAACCAGGGACAGAUUCAGGUCACAAUUAAUGGCUUCACAGUUAGUAAUGGGCUGGCAACCACACAGAUUAAUAACAAAGCAGCGACUGGAGAGGAAGUUCCACGAACAAUCAUUGUAACAACACGGUCACAGUAUGGACUUCCGGAAGAUGCUAUUGUCUACUGCAACUUUAACCAGCUGUAUAAGAUUGAUCCACCCACUCUGCAGAUGUGGACCAGUAUACUGAAGCGGGUUCCAAACAGUGUGUUGUGGCUCCUUCGAUUCCCUGCAGUUGGAGAACCCAACAUUCAACAAUACGCUCAGAGCAUGGGCCUGCCUCCCAAUCGCAUAAUCUUCUCACCUGUUGCCCCAAAAGAGGAGCAUGUGAGGCGGGGACAGCUGGCAGAUGUAUGUCUGGACACUCCUCUCUGUAACGGACACACCACUGGAAUGGAUGUCCUUUGGGCAGGAACACCAAUGGUUACUAUGCCAGUGACCUUUCCACAGCGUGAGGAGAACCACAACUGUUCGAGAGAGACACUGGCGUCCCGUGUUGCUGCUUCACAGCUCACAUGUUUAGGCUGUUCUGAACUGAUAGCAAAGAACAGACAAGACUAUGAGGACAUUGCUGUAAUGUUGGGAACAGACAUGGAAUACCUCAAGAAGAUCCGAGGGAAAGUGUGGAAGCAGAGAGUGAGCAGCCCACUAUUCAAUACUAAACAGUACACUAUGGAUCUGGAACGCCUCUACCUGCAGAUGUGGGAGCAUUACUCUGCAGGCAACAAACCAGAGCAUCUCAUCAAGCCACUGAAAUCUAUGGAGACAUCUGAAACUGCCUAAGACCCCAGUGUGGCCUUUGAACCGAGAAUACUGAGUUACAGGCUGUCCUAUACCUGCCACGCAUCAGUUAUUUGGGUUUUUUUUUAAAAAGAAAAGCCAUAAACUCCGGAAAUAAAUAAUUUCGUACCAGACCAGUCUUCAAAGAAUAGGAACCUUAUCGUGAAAAUCUGGUUGAUGUUGAAGUUAAAUGAGGCUGAAAUUGGUGCCCAGAACACAUUGGUGUAGAAAUGAAUUGAUUAAAUUGCGAUGGUUUGUGCAGGAUCAAUAUGAAACAUUUGUAAUAUCGUUAUUGAUCUAGAAUUCAUACUAGUCAAUCAUUAAAUCUCCAUCUUAUUGCUACACAAAUGUUAAGGGCUUUCUGCUGAAUUUCUGAAGACCUAGCAAGUUGAUUAAGACCUCUCUUUAAGGCUUUGUUUUGUCUCCCUGUCAAAUUAUUUUUAUAAACUAUAGGGGUUCUUUCCUAGGAGUCUUCUGAGUAACUGCACUUCAUCUGAAAAUGAAUUCUACCAAACAUUUAGAAUUUUGUUGAUUACUCCAUGAGCAAAGCAGAAAUCCAGAGUUGUCCCAUUUGAAUGAUACAAUGGGACAUGAAUACUUGUGCCUGUCAUUUUCACAUGCACCUGUAGUUGCACAAACAACAAUGCAACAUGUCUAAUUGAGCUCUAGAAUUAGCUUCUGGGGAUUGAUCACUGCAGAACUAGUCUGGAGGUUGGUUUUCUUCCUUCUUGGCCGACUGACUACUCAGGAUUGUUUAUUGUGGAGGGGUAGUCAGAAAUCCUAUUGCCCCCAGUUAAGUAUCUACUCAGUUGGAAAUACUGUGUACAGUUAGCAACUUUGUGCAGUUUAUAACCAUCAAGUGGUCACUUUUCCACUACACUUGCCAGUAGAAGUUUUUGUUUUGUGCUCUCCCCAGCCCCCCCCCAUAAUUCAAACCAUCUAUUUGCUUGAGUGCAGAGUUCUAAAUUUCUAUUCUCAGGUUUCAAGAAUCACUUAAACUUGGCCUAAUGUCUGGUCUGCUGUGUCAGUGGAGCCAGUGUAGUUGUAAAUAGAUUGUUGCUUCCCUGCCCUGAACAAACUCCUCUGGACCGGUAUUCUGCUGAUGUUUGUUUUCCACAUCUGUUUCUUUAAUUAAUGCUAUUUCAUUGCUAAUAAAAUUCCAUGUGUACCCGGGAAAGGAAUAGUUUCUGGAUCAUGGUAUCGAUUGGAUUAAUAAUUAUUUUUUUUAUUUAAAGAAAUUGCAGUUUGUGUAAAAAAAAAGCAAUGAGGGGACGAUGUGAACUCGAGGUGACUCAGAUGAGUUGGUGGUAGUGAAGACUGAAGCUGUUCUGAAAAAUGUCAUUUAGUCGGUAUGAUUGGUGACCCAUCAGUAGCCCUUUCUGCUUUAGAUUUAUUUUGGUUCAAAAUUUGUUUCAUUCCUGUUUAGCUUGUGAUGGCAAUUCUAACGACAAGUUCAGCAGUGCAAAUGCUUUUGCAUUGUGUGGAUUCAGACCAUUUUAAAUAUGAAGCUGCAAAAUAGAUGUGAAUGAGAAUUUGUAACUUUCUGUCUCCUCAAAACCACUAUUAAAAGCAGAAAAACUC